CAUUAGACAGCAAUGGGAAACCGGAGGUCGAGCAGAGAGGAAGUAUAGCAAGCCAUUAUGACCCUGGCUUUUGUCAAGAUCUUUUUCGUGGCUUUCUGUCUGCCCUCCGUAGAACCCCUCACAAUUUACUGGCCGUUUCCUACAUUGCCUGCCUCGAUUACUAGCACGCCUGGUCGAUAUUAUGAAAGCACUGAACCACAGCCGGAAUAUCAACAAAACGGCCAAGAAGCUGAAGUUGGUCAUAAGGACAACCAAGGUUUGAGAGGCCAAAAAGGCAACGAAGGUCAACCUGGAACGAAAGGAGUAAAAGGAGACAAAGGUGAACGUGGCCCUACAGGUACUAAAGGCGCAAGAGGUCCUGGAGGAGCCCCAGGUGUAAUAGGCCCUCAAGGCCUUCCAGGACGAUUUGGACAACAAGGCCCACCAGGCAAUACUGGAUAUGAAGGUCCAGAAGGACCGCAUGGUGUACCGGGCCCACGUGGCCCAACAGGCAAAAUGGGAAGCAAAGGAAUACAGGGCAUCAAGGGAGCGAGAGGAUUUUCUGGUUUGUCUGGACAUCAUGGAAAUCACGGUCCACCUGGAUAUAAAGGAAGAGAAGGAAGAAAAGGAGUAAAGGGAAUAAAGGGAGAUACGGGGCUUGCAGGCCACAAGGGGGAGCAAGGACGACAAGGAAUACCUGGAGCUAUCGCCAACGAAGAACGUCUUGAAACACAUCUUGGAAAUUAUCUUGAAGCAUAUUUGACGAAAAAGAUGAACGCACGUUUUGCGAAACUAACUCAAUCACUAAAUAAUCAUCCUGCUGCUCAUUUGUACGGAAAUAACUUCCAUGGUAAUAGACUUACAUGGAUGAGAGGAAGAUUUGGUGGAUUUGUAGACAACGGAAUGAGCUACAAUGAUGGAUAUUUAAUUGUUCCUAAAAAGGGAUUGUAUUACAUCUAUGCUCAAGUCAAGUGCGACCCUGUACCUAAAACCUAUUGGUGCGGAUUCUCCUUCAGAAUAAAUGAUUCUGAGAUUUCUCAGCAGUUCAUCUCACAACAUCGUAUUGCACAAGACGUUCUCUAUUAUAAUGUACCUGAAGCUGGUUUGCUGAGAAAGCUAAACAAAGGCGAUCGCAUUUCAGUCACUAAACGUGGUUCAGCUCAAAUAUUUGGUCAAGAUCAUCAAACGUAUUUUGGUUGUUAUGCCAUAUCAACGUUCGACUCCUAAUUCACUCAUUAUGAGCAAGCGAAUGGACCUCAAUUUCAGCAGCCUAAAUGAGAAUGUGUAGUCCAGUCAAGUGUUUGCGUCGCUCGUGUUAGGCUGCUGUGCAAUGUCCUGUAUUUCGUAAGUAAAGUGUAGCUUACUCUGUGUCUAUGUAAGUUCAAUGUGAUGAAUGUGUUCAUUAUAU
Messenger RNA from Corticium candelabrum, 1387 nucleotides. RefSeq names its product pulmonary surfactant-associated protein D-like. Gene Ontology annotation, molecular function: tumor necrosis factor receptor binding. Gene Ontology annotation, biological process: immune response. The transcript has 11 exons. The record is from RefSeq and is a predicted model, not a curated record. The coding region runs from base 58 to 1206 and encodes 382 amino acids. NCBI's taxonomy places the organism in Eukaryota, Metazoa, Porifera, Homoscleromorpha, Homosclerophorida, Plakinidae. Gene Ontology annotation, cellular component: membrane.